AUGGAGGUGAAAGGAGUAAGGGUUAAGGUUCUGGGGAGGGGAUCGUAUGGGGUUGUACAUUUGGUCCAAACAGUAGGUUAUGUUCCUCAGUUUUAUGCUGUUAAAUCUGCUGAUGAGACAAUAUCGUCGUCUCUACGAAAGGAACAUCAGAUCCUUCAACAGUUUAUCGGAGGCAGCCUGUUGGAUUUGAUGAGGGAGUAUGGAGGUAAAAUACCUGAACGAGAUGUUAAGUGCUAUGCAAGGAUGAUACUGGAAGGGCUGGUCGACAUUCACAAGAAAGGAUGCAUUCAUUCUGAUCUCAAGCCAGGUAACAUUCUGGUUUUUCCUCCUCAAGAUAGUAUUGGCUUGAAUACUUUAAAGAUUGCGGAUUUUGGGUUAGUUAAACAAUAUGGGGUAGAAGAUAAAAGGAUUUGGGAAUAUGGUUUUCGAGGCACAGCAAUUUAUGUCUCCUGA
Messenger RNA from Durio zibethinus, 453 nucleotides. The record is from RefSeq and is a predicted model, not a curated record. NCBI's taxonomy places the organism in Eukaryota, Viridiplantae, Streptophyta, Magnoliopsida, Malvales, Malvaceae.